AUGUUUUUUCUAGCCUGUGGUGUUUCUCUCUUCACCAUGACAGCCAUCAGCGUGGAUCGGUUUUUAGCUCUUCGUUACCAUAUGCGUUAUUCGGGUCUGAUGACAGUGAAACGUGCAUUAUUUACUAUAGCAGGCAUCUGGUUGGUGCUUGUUGUUUUGUCAUGUCUCAGGAUAAUUUGGAAAAGAAGUCUUCUUUUCCUAGCCAUAGUUGUCGGCGGCAUUGCUAUUUGCCUCUUUAUUUCAACCUUUUCGUACAUCAGAAUUUACCAAAUUGUACAGCAUCACAAGUUGGCUAUUCGAUCACAACAACAGGCCAUACAGAGACUGAGUAAUGAUGCGACGAAUCUUAAACAGUCUACAAAGAGUGCCAUCAAUACCCUCAUUUAUUUCAUUUGUAUGAUUUUUUGUUAUUUGCCAAUAUUGGUGGUUACUAUCAUUUUGGCUUUUGGACAGCCUCUGGAUAGCCGAUUGGACAUUGCAGACACAAUAGCGUUUAUGAACUCGUCCAUAAAUCCAUUUUUGUACUGCUGGCGUACUCAAGAAAUUCGUUCGGCAGUUUUGAAGACAAUCCGUCAAUUCUUUCGUAAACGAGCAAGACAAACUUAGUCUUUCCCCACUAGCGGAGAAAAAUUUAAACUUUGGUUUUGUUAAAUACUGUAAAAAUGGGGUGAUGAAGACGUAGUGCUAAAUACUAGGUUUUAAUCGAAUGGUCACAUCUUAGAUUUUCUUCCAUUAACUAAAAAUUUUAAACCAUAAUUUCCUAUUUUCAUAAUUGUCAUAUUUUUCGGCACCUAAGUUUCGACAUCUUUGUGAACUUUUUGGAUUUUGAAUGAGUUUCAGUUUGCGUUCCUAAAGAUUAAUUGAUUAAACUUGUCCUUAAAUGGAAUAGAACGACUUAAUUUACAACAACGUCAAAAUUAAAGAAAAAUACACCUGCCGGAGUGUAUAUGACAAGUGUGACAAAAACGAAGUUCUCACAAUGUCCACAAGACGUUCAAUUCAUGCUUGUACGUGAAUUAUUGAGUCAAUUGAUCACGAUAUCCAGAGAGACUCACGAGUAAUUUGCGUACUUUUAAUUCCCGAUUUGACCAGUCCUUCAAGAUCUGAACCCUCCCCUUAUUCUAGUGAAAAAAGAUAAAUUAAUAAUUCUUUUCCACCAACCAAGUUACGCGGAUUUUGCAUCAGUGGUAAUAUCUCGCGUUUGUUUGUUUUGUUUUCCUCUGGCCCGUUUAUUCGAGUAUCUUUCAUUUUUCUGGUAAUAAAUCAUACCUCAAAACAUAGAAAAUGUAAAACCUUUUCUUUGGCAGUGGCGAAAUAGACGAGGUACCAGAUUUAACCUAUGUUUUCAUGGCUGGUCUUCAACAUGCCUGCUACUUGAGCAGCUAGGCAGGUGAUUUUCCACAGAUAAGGAGGACACUUUAAAAUAUGUCAAAAUCAAUCCAACGGAUGAAAAUCAGUCAUGGUAGAAGCUGAAGUCUGCUAUUAUCUUUUUGUUGGUUUUUUUUAAGUCUUUAUUUCUCUGGUACAAAUUUUAAAAAGUCGCAGUAUUAUAUUUACAUAGAUUUGUCGACUAAAUGAAAGAAUGUGAAAAAAUUGUGAGAAAACAUCUUUUAUAAUAACGCGGCAAAAAAAAAAUAGUCAAAACUACGUAUACAGCAAUGGUGAAAGGUCAUUUGAUUUAAAGUAAUAGUUUUGCACCAAUAGACUCACACAAAUAGAUUUGGUAAAUAUACGUAUGACAGGCAGUCAAAGGUUCCCGACACUUUCUGAAGAUAUCUAGAAUUGGUUCUUUGUAUUUGAUGGGCCGAAAUUGCGAGCAUCACGUAGCUGUUUGUCAGUCUCAGAAUGUUUAUCUUUGUCGACGCGUUGGAAAAGAUUUUUCCUAUAAAAUGUUUAUCCAAAGUCUCUUUCAUGCAAGGAAUAAAAAUUAGGCUCUAUCAGUUAUUGCAUUAUAGAGCCAAACACUCUUUACACUUGCAAGUGAUCAGACAGGGAAGAUCAUCGAGUUAAAAUCCUGAAAGGGCUGUUAGGCAAAGGUAAUUCUGAUUACAUUUUGCUAGUCACAAGUAAUAUCGUUAAAAAUCAGUAUAAUAAGCAAAACUAUAAGGCAUUUAGAUUUAACUGUUAAGUCAGCAUUUAAUAGGUGAAAAUUUUUCUUAGGCCUCCGUUUUGAAGCCGAACUUUUCAUGAGCCGAACCCAAUACAUUGAAUUAACUUCAUGAAAAGUUCGGCGUCUAAAUCAAUAAGGAACGCCUGUUUCAAUUUGGAACGGCUCAGCCAUUCUUUUCGCCUAGCCCGGCCGGGAAUUUCGCCUUUGGAGCGACUUUGGAACGGCUUUGGUUCAGACGCCGAACUUUUCAUGUAACGAACCUGACGCAUAAAUUAUUGCAUUUUGCAAGUAGUUUGACAGAAAUGAGCAUUUUUCCCCUUUUGAACUUAGUUUCGGCUGCAAUUCAGAUCGGCGUCUGAAUCAAUUCAGCCGGUCUAAAUAAUUUGAGUCGGCCUUAAUUCGAAUUAGGUUCCGCUUAUGAAAAGUUCGGCGUCUGAACCGGGCCUUACUGUUUUUUAAUUUUGCCCUUUUUACUAAUACUGAUACUGCGAUACUGACCUCUUACCACCCACUUAAUGACACUAAGAAAGUUUUAAACAUCAUUUCCUCGAUUUCUGAUGAACGUGACAUGGUGUCAGACCAGAUGGACCUUUAUUUUUCAAAUCAAAGAAAGGACCUCGUAGUGGUGAGUCUAAUUCUGACGUGUGAUCACAGCCUUAAGGUGAUGUUACACGAGACGAUUCUCAACGACGAUUCUUAGCGCAACACAGCGUUGCAUCAUUGUUGCGAUGUUGUUUCGAAUCUUACACCAUCACCUUAAAGGAGCUGUGUCACGAAAUUCAAGCAAAUUAGGAAAUUACAAAAUGCCUGUUAAAUUAAGAGAAACAUAAAAAUAACCGCUCAAAACUUUAAAGGAAGGUUAAAAUAACAUAACAGAAACAACAGAUACCACGGAUGGGCAAAACUGAAGAAGAUUGAAACGGAUUGAAAUUAGGGUUUUUGAAAACUGUUCAGCCUAACAGUUUUUCAAAGUUGAUCCCUGCUGCUUGCAACUUCAAAAAUAAUGCUCAGGAGACAUANGUUACACGAGACGAUUCUCAACGACGAUUCUUAGCGCAACACAGCGUUGCAUCAUUGUUGCGAUGUUGUUUCGAAUCUUACACCAUCACCUUAAAGGAGCUGUGUCACGAAAUUCAAGCAAAUUAGGAAAUUACAAAAUGCCUGUUAAAUUAAGAGAAACAUAAAAAUAACCGCUCAAAACUUUAAAGGAAGGUUAAAAUAACAUAACAGAAACAACAGAUACCACGGAUGGGCAAAACUGAAGAAGAUUGAAACGGAUUGAAAUUAGGGUUUUUGAAAACUGUUCAGCCUAACAGUUUUUCAAAGUUGAUCCCUGCUGCUUGCAACUUCAAAAAUAAUGCUCAGGAGACAUAUUUGUUUGUUUCGGAUCUCUGGUUUUGUCAUUUACAUGUAAUUUCUUUGCUUACUUUAAGUUCCAUAGCGAUUGAGGGCGAGUAAUAGGCAAAAUUGAACAAAAUGAAGUAGACUGCCGUGAUACAGCCCCUUCAAGCCUUUGAGUGAACGUGAGGUUUUGGUUGACCUUGUUUUGACAAAAACCUCUGUCCUUUUCUUAUGGAAAUUAUGCCUAAAAAAAUACUACUUAUAGUGUAGCAUAAGAACAACAUGAUUUACAUAACAAACUUGAAGGGUUUGUAUAUAUCAAACAUGGUCAACUCCAGCCUCGUUUCACCAGUCACUCUAAAAUGGACUAUUCGCAUUUGUGAGAAAAAAAAAACAUGGAGAACUCAAAGUUUCUUUUCAAAUUUGAUUUGCAAAUUAACUGCUUGACGCCAGUUUUUUGAGAGGAUAUAUUAACUGGUUUCUUGUUUCCCUUUCUAUUUCAAACACACAUUUAGACUUCGUAUUUUCAUUGUCACUAAGGUAUUAUUUACAACAGCAAAAACAACAACAAACAACAACAACUUUAUUACACAUUGACACUGCCUGCAUUUAGCAACAGCUACUAGAGGCAGGCAUUGUGAGGACGCUACAAAUUGAUUUUGAAUUUAAGGACCGGUUCAGACGCCGCUCCACUCAUGUGCUUAACCUAACUGAUGAAUUAAGCACGGCAAAAGAGCGGCGUCUGAAUCAAUUUGGUACGGCAGUUUUAGUUUGGUGUGGCAAAAGCGUUAAGUUCGACAGAGUCUGUCGAACUUUUGUCGAACUUAACUUAGGUUCGACACACGGUACGCCGUCUGAAUCAGAUGUCGCGCCAGUGUUGCUCCAAAGUCGAACUUAUUCAGUUAGGUUCGGCACAUGAAAAGUACGGCGUCUGAACUAGGCCUAAUUUCUGUUUCGCCACAAAGAUCCAUACACUUGUAUAACAGAUUUUACAAAUAUAGGAGGAAGAUAGAGAUAACUAAAACAAAGAUACUAAGUAAAGCUGAUAAAUCAACGAGUAAAAAAAAUAUAUAUUAAAUCAAACUCCUCUCUCAAUUACAUCAAGAAGGGUGUCCAUGUCAAUAACUAUCCUGGAUUUGAAAUUUAUAAAUUUAAAAAUUGUGCACUUCUUUUUUCAUAAAAGUGCAUUUUUGAGGUUUACUCAAAUACUUACAGAUACUAUUCCAAAUUUAGACCCGAAAGCAGCAGAGUCUGUAGGGGAUUGGAUGUUGUACUUUUGAACUUGACAUAAAAAAAUGCGGUGUGGGAUUAUAUUAAGACAGAAGAGAGGCUGACGUAUAACGUAGAUAUUGGCAUUUUAUUGGAGGAAAUGAAGUAAGGAAUAGUUUGACGGUUCGGAAUUCGGUAAAGUUCAUUUUAAAACGAAUCGCUUCUGUUCGGAGCACUAGAUUUGUUUCGUGGAGAAUCGAGAUACUACACACAAGGAUCUCAUAAGACAUCUUUAAACAUGUUGAAUUGCUGAGAAUGGAAUGCCUGUGACGGAUUCCAAUAUUACUACUUAUCUUUAAAACAAAUGAUCGAUACUACUGCAGGUGAGAUGGCCGUCAAUUCAAAGCACUCAAUAUUAGAUGAAAUCUUUGCGUUCCAAAGAAAAUUGUUUGUAUGAUGUGAUUAACGCAAAUCUUUAAUUUUGUACUUGGUAACAAUUAACUUAGUUUUUCAUUUAUGUUCAUUUAAGGGAAAGCUUUCUUGAAGUUGGCCAUCAGUCGUACACUUCGGAUAAUUCCACAUUCUGGGGAGCCAAGUUCUUGUAAGCAUUAUUUUCUUUAUUUUGCAGGUAAAUAUCUCUGUAUUUUUUCGGCCUUCUUAUUCAUAUUUGACUACGUGCGAUGAUCGGAUUCAUUGAAAGUUAGCGCCUUUUACUGACAAGAUCAAUUCGAUCGAGUCAGGGGCACCCAACGACAAUUUUCGGAAAAAUAUCUGUUCGGAAGACGAUUUGAGAUCUAGAAUUUUCGGAACAUUUGUUGUAAAAUUUCUUGCUUGCCUGCUUCUCCUAGGAUUUUCGAACAUCUAAAAUAUGGUAUAAUCGCCUAUUUUUAACGGAUUUUUACCCUAAAAAGGUCACCUAGAAUUUUCGGAGCCUUUUUUCUGGCUGAAAUUUUCGAAAAAGUAAGUUUUGAUCCCUAGAAUUUUCGGAUCACUAGACUUUCAGCUAGGAAAUCCGAACAGAUGAAAAUUUUUUUAGGGGAUAAAAAUAUGCCUAUAUCUACCGUUUAAAUACCAAAAUACGUUUAACAAUGCUAUGUUUUAGCGGUUUUGAACUAAAUCCUCGUUGGGUGCCCCUGUCGAGUACUCAAGCGGUUUUUUUUUUCCGCUUCCUUUCCUUUUGUUUGGUUUAGCACUGAGGUAUUUAUGUUUGAAACGAAGUUAAUAAAAUGCUUUCCUUGUCAAGUCCAUUCUUCAUAUCUAAGUUUAAAUUUUUUGAUAUUUUUUUAUUCCUUUGUUACCUUUGCAGUUUUUUUAUUCCUUUGUUUGGCAUGUUAUUAUAACCAAAGAACAAUACCGUACUUCAGCUGGUACUUCCGCUCCCUCGCUCGAAGUUUUCCUGUUUUGCUUUUUUCAUUUUUCAUUUUGCGUCGUCUUUAUGCAAACUAGCAUGUUUUCGAGAGGGGGGCGUUGGGAUUUUCGGUUUUGGCCAUCUUUAUGUCGGUUUUUCGGUUUUGUUGUCCGUUGCGGUUUCCGGUUUUUCCGUUUUUUAGCAUUUGGUUGUUCCAUUUUUUGGCAAAAAUAAAGCAGGUUAGAUUCCUCUUUGGGUCUCUGUGCAGUCAGAUGUUAAGCUAUUUUAUAUGUUUCUAUUUUACCGUCAAUCCAGGUCAAACUGCAAUGUGGGAUUCUGGAUUUUUUAUCAGAGGUUUAAAGGUAUGGGAGAGCUUUUUGCGAACGCAAUAUUCAAUCGAGGAUCUUUGUGAAUUCUCCUAGACGAUCCUAGGGCAGAUAUGCCGGUCUUACGACUAUAACAUCCAUAGAUAGUGCUGAGACUGUGAUGAUAUUGAUAUUUAGAAUGAUGAUGUGAUGUUGUUAAGUCGGCAAAAUUGAAGAACGACUCCCCAAAAAUUCUGUCGGCCGACUGUCGACGAUUGUCGUUAAACUGUAGGAGAGCUGUUGGUCGAUCAUAAAAUCUUCAACGUGAGAGUUCAUAUUUAUUGAUCAAGGUAAAAGAGCUAGAUAUAGAUAGUUUGAGUAUCAGUUUUCUUCAACAAACCAGAGUUAGUUUUAAUCUGUCGGCCGCCUGUCUGUUGGUCGUCAUGUGUCGAUGAACUGACGGUCGACAGUCUACCAACAGACGGCCAACAGAUUUUUUGGGGAACUUAUAUGUUCUUCAAUUUUACCGUUUAGUCCCUAUGUUCCACAUAUCACUGACGUUUGAGAUCUAGACUUGAGUUUUGCAAAUUUAGCUCUAUAAAUCUUCGGUAAUGAUGGUUUUGUAUUCGCUUUCGGUUUUGAUCGAAAUCUAUCGCGGUUUUUCGGUUUUGGGUAAUUUUUAGAGCGGUUUUUCGGUUUUUUAUUGACCCAUAUGCCCCUCUGUUUUCCAUGACCCAGUCAAAAAAUAAUUUGACUUCAUCUUGUGCUUAAGUUAUGAUGUUCUGUUUCCUCCUUGUCAUUGUUAACUCUUCAUUUUACCACAGCUGUUGGACGUGCUAUUGUAGUUUACUUUCUUUUCCGGCGGGCGAUAUCCAUCAAAUGCAAACAAUAAUUUGCACAUCAAGCAAACUACAUCAUCAUUAUGAAAUAUUACUCUGUGGUUGGAUGAAGACGUGUAUACAUUAAAUAAUUUGCCAACUUUGUUACUGACGUCCUAGAGAGAUGAUUGGGUACCAUCAAUAAGGGAAGCCUUAGAAACGUAUUACAAACUGGAAUUGAAAACAGAAUUGGAGAUGUUAAACCUUUCCCUCUUUAGGAAAAACGAUUCAGAACUCGAUGACAUGAACAAUAUGCAAGACAGUUAUUAUCCCGAAACAAUUGAAGUAAUUAAUUGUAUUCUCAACGCUCCACUUAUUUUCGUAUCCAUCAUUGGAAAUGCUUUGGUGUUGACAGCCAUAUCGAGGACUCCUUCGCUCCGUUCAGCACCGUCCAUAGUCUUCUUGUGCAGUCUCGCGGUGUCAGACCUUCUUGUCGGGCUUGUUGCUCAACCAGUUUACAUUUCCAAUGCGCUUAUCUACUCAGAAAGCAGUUCCGCUUUAAAACAAGCAACGGAGGUCAUGUUUUUUCUAGCCUGUGGUGUUUCUCUCUCCACCAUGACAGCCAUCAGCGUGGAUCGGUUUUUAGCUCUUCGUUACCAUAUGCGUUAUUCCGACGUGAUGACAGUGAAACGUGCGUUAUAUACUUCAGCAAUCCUCUGGUUGGUGUUUAUUGUUUUGUCAUUUCUCAGGAUUUGGAAAAGAAGUCUUCUAUUUCUUGUUAUAGUUGUCAGCGGCAUUGCUAUUUGCUUCUUCAUAUCAACUUUUUCGUACAUCAGAAUUUUCCAAAUCGUGCGGCAUCACACGUUGGUUAUUCGAUCACAACAACAGGCCAUAAACAGGUUGAGUGCUGAUACGACGAAAAUUAAACAAUCUACAAAGAGUGCCAUCAAUACCCUCAUAUAUUUCAUUUGUAUGAUCUUUUGUUAUUUGCCAAUAUUGGUAGUUACUAUCAUUUUGGCUUUUGGACAGCCUCUGGAUAACCGAUUGCAUAUUGCAGAUACAAUAGCGUUUUUGAACUCGUCUAUAAAUCCAUUUUUGUACUGUUGGCGUACUCAGGAAAUUCGAGCUGCAGUUUGGAAGAUUGUACGUAACUUCCUUUGUAAAGGAGCGAGGCAAACGUAA
This is a messenger RNA of Porites evermanni, 8313 nucleotides long. NCBI's taxonomy places the organism in Eukaryota, Metazoa, Cnidaria, Anthozoa, Scleractinia, Poritidae. The record is from the annotation of a GenBank genome assembly.